CGCCCAGCCGCGGGCUGCCGCGGGGCUUACUGGGAAGCGACCGAAGCCUGGUCACUUUUAAGGGUCCUGGAAGUUAUUGUUUGUUUGGCCUUGGUAAUCGUGCCGCGAUGUGGUUCGAGAUUCUCCCCGGGAUCGCCGUUAUGGGCGCAUGCUUACUCAUCCCCGGAGUGGCCACUGCGCACAUCCACAGGUUCACUAAUGGGGGCAAGGAAAAAAGGGUUGCCUAUUAUUCAUAUCAGUGGACUUUGAUGGAAAGAGAUAGGCGAGUCUCUGGAGUUAAUCGUUACUAUGUGUCAAAGGGUUUGGAGAACAUUGACUAAGGAAGCAUUUUCCUGAUUGAUGAAAAAUAACUCAGUUAUGCGCAUCUACACCUGCUAGAAGGAUAUGCAGUGUAUUAUGUACCAUGUAGUAUAUUAUGUAGUGUGUAAUAAAAAUUAAAAAGUAAAA
Molecule: messenger RNA, 447 nt
Organism: Rhinolophus ferrumequinum (greater horseshoe bat)
Lineage: Eukaryota; Metazoa; Chordata; Mammalia; Chiroptera; Rhinolophidae
Gene: NDUFA1
Product: NADH:ubiquinone oxidoreductase subunit A1
Exons: 3
Coding region: 108-320 (70 amino acids)
Source: RefSeq, a predicted model, not a curated record